Miscanthus lutarioriparius is the source of this 573-nucleotide messenger RNA. Lineage: Eukaryota; Viridiplantae; Streptophyta; Magnoliopsida; Poales; Poaceae. The record is from the annotation of a GenBank genome assembly.
AUGGCUGGUGGUGGCAAGUCCGACGGGUCGUCGGAUGCGGCCAGCCUCGCCCUCCGCAUCGCCACCGUGGCGCUGUCGGUGGCGUCGGCGGCCAUGAUGGCGUCCGCCUCCCAGCGCUCUUGCACCGGCUGCUCUCCGGCUACCAGCCAGGUCUCCUACAGCGACUACAGCUCCCUUAGUUAUUGUCUAGUCGCCAACGUGAUAUCGGCGGCGCUGCAGGCAGCGGCGGCGUGGCUGACGGCGCGCGGCAAGGUGGACGAAAGCAAGGCGGCCAAGUCGCUGUCCGAGCUUGUCGACACCGCCGCGCAGGUGCUGCUCUACUCGUCGUCGGCGCUGUCGUUCUCGGUGGACGACUUCGGCACCUGCGGCCGCAGGGUCGCCGGCGUCUGUAAGGGCACCGGCGAGUUCUGCCAGAGGGUCCGCGCGUCGGGGGCCGUCUCGAUGGCGGCGGCCGUCGCACUGGCUGCGUCCAAUUACCUAAAGGACGUGCCGGCCUCGACAUGGAUCAAGUUCAAGGGUGAUGAACCCAAGGCAAAGCCGGUUUGUGGCCGCGGCUGCCAUUGCCACCAUUAG